This is a messenger RNA of Carica papaya (papaya), 1409 nucleotides long. NCBI's taxonomy places the organism in Eukaryota, Viridiplantae, Streptophyta, Magnoliopsida, Brassicales, Caricaceae. The record is from RefSeq and is a predicted model, not a curated record.
GACAAAUUUUCAUAACGAACAAAUUUGCGCUCAUCCCCAACAUUCAACAAAUCCUCGAACAAGAAGCUACUCUCCCAACUCCCUCCGCCUCCUCUUCUCUCGCUCCUUCUAAAUUAUCUGAUACCAUAAACACUAAACACAAACAUGAACCCUACUUUUUUAUCCAGUUUGAAAUUGAAUACUCUAUAAACCUCUUCGUCUUUGUUCCAUCUUUCGUUGUUUAUGGCGUCUGUCCUUGAAAUCGAUCAUUACCAUUUGAUACCGCUCUCGCUAAAUUCUCUUUGUGCUUUCCCUUUUCGUCCUCUAUCAAAGAAAACGCUGGUUCUCUCACGUCGUUGCUCCAAACUCAAUCUAGGGAUUGUUCUCGAUGAAUCCAAAGUUUUCUUUCCCGUACACCGCACAUGCAUUUCAGUGAAUCGGCGGGUGAUAACAGCUGUCGCAAGAGCUGAACAGGACUGGCUUGGAAACGGAAAUGUGAAAGAGGUAAUUAUCCUAUUUCAUUUAUGUUAUUGGAUAUUCUCAUUUGAGGUCGUGUUGAAAGGUAGUUCAAAGCUCUGCUGUUUUGUCGGUUCACGUGAGUAUUUUGAGUUGGUUAGGAGUCGUGGAAUCACUGCAGGAAUGACUCCUCCUCGAUAUGUAUCUCGAGUUUGCUCGGUUAUCUGUGCUCUGAUGCCCCUACUUACCUUGUACUUUGGUCACAUUGACGUUUCAGUUACAUCUGCCGCUUUUGUUGUUGCUAUGGCCUUGCUUGUACAGAGAGGAAAUCCUCGUUUUGCUCAGCUUAGUAGUACCAUAUUUGGGUUAUUCUAUUGUGGUUAUCUCCCAUGCUUUUGGGUUAAGCUUCGUUGUGGUCUAGCAGCCCCAGCACUCAACAUGAGUAAGAACUUGAACAUUUACACUUAUCUGCUAGGGAAGACCUAUAGGAAUAAACUUUUAUUCUUCCUGCGUAUCAAUGGGAUGAAUUAUAUCUUGUAAUUUUUUGAGAUUUAUGUAAUGUUCAUGCCUUGCUAAUGAGUUAGGAGACCACUGUGGAAGAGUUGUUUCAGAUCUGAUGGAAUAGACAGUUUUCUUCUCCUAAAUGUGUUUUUCUCUUGUUUAUUGCUUAUCUUCUCAUUCUCCUUGUUUUCUUUUGCAACUUGGAAAAAUCGAACAAUUUUUCCUUCUUGUCAAAUGUGGAAAACAUGAGCAUUCUAAUAGAAUAGAAUCUUAGGCACAUGUGGCUCGAAAAUGUUAAUUCCAGAGAAUAAGAGUAGGAAUUGCUUAUGCUUCCAUAAUACAUCAAUAUCUUGUCUAAUAAAUUAACUAACAUUUAGGAUUGUAGUGAUGUCAGUUAUAAAAAUAUGCCUGCUAAUGAUUGUACCAAGAGAGGAAGAAAAAGUCGUAAAGAAGGAGCUAAGUAGUUUGUUAGU